This is a messenger RNA of Paramecium tetraurelia, 2133 nucleotides long. RefSeq lists its product as uncharacterized. NCBI's taxonomy places the organism in Eukaryota, Ciliophora, Oligohymenophorea, Peniculida, Parameciidae. Gene Ontology annotation, molecular function: ATP binding; microtubule binding; microtubule motor activity. Gene Ontology annotation, biological process: microtubule-based movement. The record is from RefSeq and is a predicted model, not a curated record. The transcript is spliced from 3 exons.
AUGGAGAACAUCCAAGUUGUGGUCAGAAUCAGGCCUUCCAAUGGCGCUGAAAGAGACAAUAAUGAUUUGGAAAUCUGGUCAGUUCAGAACCAAGACACGAUUACAAUUUCAAAUGAUAGAUUCAAUGAUUUAGUAAGAAUGAGGAAGUUCGUCCCUGGAUAGAGAGUGGAAUUUACAUUUAACUAAUGUUUUGAUUCCAAACACACCACCAAAUUUAUUUAUUAAUAAUAAAUUUAGAGGAUUACUCUAUCAUCUUUGUAAGGCAUUAAUGGCACCGUAUUCAUGUACGGUUAGACUGGGAGUGGUAAAACAUACACUAUGAUGGGUUACGAUUAGGAGGAAGGCAUUCUAAAACAAGGAUUGAAGGAUUUGUUUGGAGAAAUAGCAAAGCAAUCUGAUAGAUAAUAUUUCUUAAGGUGUAGUUAUGUUGAAAUCUAUACUGAUUAAGUCUAUGACUUAUUGGCUACUCAAGAGAGAUUGAGUGAAACUUUACUGAUCAAUGAGGAUUACAAUAAAGAGUUUGUAAUCAAAGGAGCAAUCGAGGAAGUAGUGACCAACAUUAAUGAAAUCAUGGACAUCCUCUAAUUUGGAGAAAGCAACAGGCAUUAUGCUUCAACAGUGAUGAACCAUUGCAGUAGUCGAUCUCACACGAUUUUUAGAUUGUAUGUCAGAUGUGUUCCCAAUUACAUUGGACCUAAUUCAGUAAUUACAGAGUCAAUUCUGAAUUUUGUGGAUUUGGCAGGAUCUGAAAAGAUCAAUAUCCAUGAUUCAAUGCUUAAGAAGAGAGGCACAUCAGCUGGUGGGAAUGGAGGAACCCAAUACAAGGAUAGAUAGAAUGAAUCAAAACAUAUUAAUAAGAGUCUAUUCUUUUUAACUUAAGUCAUUUCAUUGAGAGCCCAGGAUAAAAACGAUCAACAUAUUCCCUAUAGAAAUUCACCCCUAACCAAAAUAUUGCGAUCUUCUUUGGGGGGUAAUUCCAGAACUGCUAUCAUUCUUUGUGUUAAUCCAUGUUAUAGUUAAUUUGAAUAGACAUUAUCCACUUUGAGAUUUGGUACAAAUGCUAAGAAGAUUGAAAAUAAUGUGUCUAAGAACAUUGUUGGAUUCGAUAAUGACGAGAGUCUCAAUAGAGUAAUUAAGGAUUAUGAAAUCAAAAUUAAUGAACUACAAAGAGCUAGAGUUGAUGAUAAGUAAUAACAAGAGAUGAUGUUGAAGAUUAUUGAGAAGCUAGAAGAAUAAAGGAAGAUAUUUAGAUAAUAGUUUACAGCCUCUGAUCAUAUUCAAGCUAUGAUUAAUAAGGAACUCAAUUAUCAAUGGACUCAUUUGCAUUAUCAUGGAGUUGGGGUUUUAUGGGUGCCUGAAAAAGGAACCAAGGAAAUGGAAGUCAAACAAGAUGUAAUAGAUUCUUUUGGAACUAUUAAAAAAUAUUAGAGAUUAUAAGAAGAGUUAUUUAUUUUAAAAUCAGAAAAACAAAGUUUGGAAAAUUAGGUUAUGGAUUUAAAGUAGAAACAAUAAGAGACAGUAGUUUAAACAAAAAAGAGAUAUGCUAAUUAAAAAGCAAAGACGAGGAAAUAUAAGUAAUUAAGCAAGGAUUUAUAAGAUGAAAAAAACAAAUUGUAGAAAAUAGCUCUUUGCUAUCACAAUAUGAUAGAAAUGGAUGAAAUGAUGUUGUUGAACAAUGAUACUUUAGAUCAAAUGACUGAAAAUUUACAGAUUUUGAUGCAGAACAUUUAUAAAGUGAAGUUAAGAAAGGAAACCAAAUCGAAGGGGGAGAACUCUGAAACACUAAAAUUAGUAACCUCGUAACCAAUUAAGUAUCCUAAGUAUCUAUUUGAUACAUCUGCGGUUAACGUUUUAUUUUGGGAUGUUGCUGAUAACAAGACAACUGAAGAGUAGAAUAAAAGCGAAAUUGAGUCAUUUUAGAGUUACUUUUAAUCUCAACUAAACAUGAGCAGUCCAUCUUAUAUAGAAUUGUAGGCAAGUAGUUAAUAAAUUAAGGAACCUUUGAAACACAUUUGUUCUCAUGAGAAGAGUAGUUAGAGUAGGAUUGGGAAAGAGAAUUACGAGCCAUUCUUAAAAAGAAAUUUGAGCAUGGAAGUGUCUGAUGAAUUAAAUUUUCGUAGUUACUUUAGGUGA